CUUGCCAAUUUGACGCCGUGUUUCCCGCGAUUUCUGUUACAAUAAUGUCGGAAGACCGUAGAGUUAGGCUUGGAAGCCUGCGUGGGCCAGACCCGAUCGAUCAGUUCCUGGAGGAGCAUUUCCUAUACAGGAAGCACACGGUUACAGACGCCACCAGUCUGUUCCGCGUGGUCUCCGAGCAAUUGUACGACACCCAGAUGCUGCAUUACGAGAUCCGGAUGGAGUGCGUUCGCUUCAUGUUCCGCAAGAGACGCCUCUUCGAGCGGCAUGUGCGCGGCAACUUCGACGAGUAUCUGUUUCGUAUGGAGAGGUCGCAUACCAGGGGCACGAUGCUGGAGCUGCGCGCCAUGUGUUUGCUGUAUGGCCGCAACGUGGUCAUGUACGAGGGCUUCCAACUCGGCGAAACGCUCACCAUCGGAGACAACAGUUACCAUCGUGAUGUCCUAAGGAUUUUCAAUGAUCGCAAUGGGCACUUUGACACUGUGUUCACCAUGCCACAGAUCACCAUGGCCGCCAUUUGCCAGGCCAUUGCCUUUAAGCUCCUCUAUCGGCAGCUCUUCCGUCUGCCGGAUGUCAGUCUGGCGGUGGAGGCGAUGCUGUAUCCAAACACCUUCGACUCGGGAAUCCAAUUCGAAAUGGAUGCUGGGAAGAACGUUAUCGGUAUUCUGUGUCCCAAUGGCAAGACUUUCAAGCUAGACCGUCCGGAGAACACUCGCUGCCUCCUGACCGAUUACAAGACCUGCGCCUACCACAAUCGUGGGUCCAAGGCCCCAUUGCCAGUAUCGUGCGUGCGGCAGUUUCUCGCUGACGGGAACAGUCCCUUUACUUAUUCAGUCUCUAAAUCCCUGGAUCCGUACACCUAUCGCAAUGUGGAGCUGCAUUGCCUGAAUGCCGCUCGCCGAGUGGCCAGAAAUCUAAACAUCUACAUGGGCGAUUACAAUUUCAAAGUGGGAGCCAAGUGCCAGGUGGCUUUGGACCCGAAGCAGCCGCAAAAGAUGUCCAUAUGUUACAUCCAGCGCAUCAAGUGGGACAGGACCUCGACCAUAGUUUUCUCCCAGGAGAAGGCAGACUUCCUGACCAUACCCUAUGCAGCGCUGCAUCCAAUGCCACUCUCAGAGUUCAAGCCUUGGGAUCCUCCGUUCAGGUCUAGGCGUACCACCCGUCUGUUUCACAAGCAGCGCCCAAGAAGGGUUCGCAUGGGGCAGCGGCUUCCGGCUUCGCAAUCAGGAUUAACUUUGCACUCGCAGGGUGAAAAGGUAAUUCUACCUUUUCCUCUUGCGACAGGCCAGACCAACAAUGAACCAUCAUCAAACCAAGAGAAUCAAUCAACUGCACCGGCGCCUAUGCCAGUGCCCCAACCUUCUUUGCACGUUCCUCGACCACCUUUGCAGAUUCUCCAACCGCCGAUGUACAUUUCCCGACCGCCAAUGUUCGUUUCCCGACCGCCGUUGACCACCGUUCGUUACCAACUUGUCUACACAACGCAGCAGCCAGCAAUUGGAUCACAACAAUUUAUGCCAGGACAAUUUCCGCUUCAGCCUCAGAUAAUUCGUCCUCCAGGGAAUUUCUACGUCAUGCCAUCACCACAUGCUCCAGUGACUGCUCCAAUGCCGAUGCCUUAUGCCGACAACAGUGCCCCUAUGGGCACCCAGACUAUCAAUCCCUUCCAGCCACUUACCUACUAGCUGGGAUGUAAGACUUUCAAAGAAAUUUUAGAAAAAAACAAAGCAUGAAUUUUAG
Molecule: messenger RNA, 1740 nt
Organism: Drosophila serrata
Lineage: Eukaryota; Metazoa; Arthropoda; Insecta; Diptera; Drosophilidae
Product: OTU domain-containing protein CG3251
Molecular function (GO): K63-linked deubiquitinase activity
Source: RefSeq, a predicted model, not a curated record